Molecule: messenger RNA, 7252 nt
Organism: Drosophila kikkawai
Lineage: Eukaryota; Metazoa; Arthropoda; Insecta; Diptera; Drosophilidae
Gene: wapl
Product: wings apart-like
Source: RefSeq, a predicted model, not a curated record
GAGGAAGCACACGUAAAUUCCGCAGCCAAAAUCGGUCCCACUAAUUCGUAGUUUCUGCAAAAAACAGUGAAAAUAAACUUUUUCGUGCAUUUCGUUCGUGUAAAACCCAAUAAAAGAUCCUAAUUGAGCCAGCGGCAAUGCCCCGCCGACCGUCGCGUUAAUUAAGCCAGUGCGCGUAGCCGGAUUUUAAGCAGCAAACGCAAAAUCAAAGAUUCGCAGGAGAAGAAGAAGAAGAACGGACAGCAGCAGCAGCAGCUAUAAUUGUGGCCGUACUGUUGUUUUUGUUGUUGCUUGUAUUGGUCGUAUUGGUGUUUUGUGAUUGUGUUGUUGUUGUUACUGGCCACUGGGAUGAUGCUGUAAAGCAAAGUAAAAGUGGUGGCAAAUACAACAAAUACGUGCGUGUGUGUGUGCAACGGGACUGCAGUGGCAGUUGCAUGUGCAGCGAACGCGGGAUGAUUGUCGGACUGGCAGACCUGGUGACAAUAAUGGUGUAGAUGAUGAGGCACCAUUGCCAUCGCAUUUAGUUCGUGCACCCACAAAAAUAUCGAACAGUUUCGUGCGUGCCACAAAAUUGCGCCAAUAAGCAAAAGCAAACGCAAACAUAGUUUGUUUUAUUGCAUUCCGCACACACACAAACGCUGAGAGGGCCCGCGGAGAGACGCACACGCAUGUGCAUACAUAUGCGCUGCUGCGGCAACAGAGAUUUUGACCACUCACACACGGAAACAGACACACGCACACAAAUACACCCACAUGCAUUCACGCAGCAAACGGGGCACAAUAACAAAACAACAAAAACAAAGAGCAGUCAAAUGAAUUACUUGAGAGAUCUGGUUGCCAAGGAUUAGAGCCAUAAACCGGAAGUGAGUGAGGAUACCAGGAAGGAGGAGGAACCAACCCCGCCAACACCGAAGAUGUCGCGCUGGGGCAAGAAUAUAGUGGUGCCGCUGGACUCGCUCUGCAAGGAGAAGGAGAACACCAACCGACCGACCGUCGCCCGAUCGGUGGGCACUGUGGGCAAAUGGGGCAAAAUGGGCUUCACCUCAACACGCACUUACACACUGUCCGCCCUGCAUCCGAUGGCAGCGGCUGCGGCGGCGGCUGCUGCGGCCGCCAGUCCCGCCCAGAGUCCAGCCUCCACGCACGACCACGAUCCCAACGAUCUUUCCGUUUCGGUGCCAGAGCCGCCGAAGCCCAAGAAGUUCUUCAAGUCGCGAAAUGCCGCCCCGCCAGAGGUCAUUGCCCAGAUCAUACAGCAGCUGCCACACUGCGGCGCGGGCGCAUCGCCCAUGCGGGAUCAAGCAUCGGCUGGUGGCGGCGCCACGCCCACCUCUGGAACCCACGAGGCCGGUGGUGGCCUCAAGUUGAAACUGGGCAAGGGCGGCAGCUCCGCAGAGCGGAAGCGAAAGUCGCCCAAGAAGAAGGUCGCCGCAACGCCUACGACGCCCGGUGCGUUCUUCGGCGGCUCCGAGCGGGAUCGGGAUAAGGAGGGCCUAAGCGAUCCCUCGGACCAGCCGGAGCCGGGCGACGAGCCGCGUGGCAGUGCAUCGGCCAAGAAGAAGAAACCCAAGGAGGAGAAGAAACUCAAGCCGGAGGCGCCACCGUCACGGAUCCUGGGUCGCGCCCGCAAGGCGGUCAACUAUUGUGAGGUGGACGAGGAAGAGCGCUACCCCACGCCUACCAAGGAUCUGAUCAUUCCCAAGGGGUCUCGCGGUCCAGCAGAAGCGGCGGCCAUUUCAGCGGCGGCCAUUUCAGCGUCAGCAACCGCCACCGCCACCUCGGAAGCCUUCAUCUCCUCGACGGCCGGCAGCCCUGGGUCUGGACCGGCGCUACCUCCGCCUACGUCGGCGCCCAGUGCUGUCACGGUCCCGAUACCCCUACUGUCCGCCGGCGCAUCCAACCCGCCAAGCGCUUCCCGCACCCCGGAACAUCCUCCCAUAGUGUUGCGUAUCUCCAAGGGCACAUCCCGCCUGGUCAGCACAGAUAGCGAGGAGCCGCCGAGCAACUCGCCCGCUCACUACAACCAGCAGCUGGCCACGGAGCCGGAGCCGGCGGAUCGAAGCGCAGACGAAACAGUUCCUCCUGCAAGCACGCCAAAAAUAAUUGUGAAGCCCCUGAGGCCGCCGGACUUAGCGGAGGGAUCAGCAGCAGCAGCGGCAGAGACGGAAGCAGCGACUGCUGCCGAGGCUCAGGAUAACAACGAGGACGAGGAAGACGAGGAGGAGGAGGAGGAGGAAGAAGAGGAGGAGCCGCCGGAGAUUAACUACUGCACGGUGAAAAUAUCACCCGACAAGCCGCCUAAGGAGCGUCUCAAGUUGAUCAUCAAAACGGACGUAAUCCGCAACGCCAUUGCCAAAGCAGCCGCUGCCGCGGAGUCGCGCAGUGAGAAAAAGUCCAAAAGCAAGAAGCACAAGCACAAGCAGUUGCUGGCAUCAGGAUCAGCUGCUACUGGGGCAGGAACCACCACGCCCGCUGAGAUUAGUUCGGAGUUCAAGACGCCUUCACCUCAUCUGGCCCUUAGCGAGGCACAGCAAACGCAUACGACGCAUCCGCAUCAUCAUCAUCAUCUCCAUCCGCAGCGGGGAUCCGCGGUUAUAUCGCCCACAACGCGCUCUGACCACGACUUUGACUCACAGUCCUCGGUGCUGGGCAGCAUCUCCUCCAAGGGCAACAGCACGCCCCAGUUGCUGGCUCAGGCGGUGCAGGAGGACAGCUGUGUGAUCCGCAGCCGAGGAUCAAGUGUCAUCACCAGUGACUUGGAGACGAGCCAGCACUCGUCGUUAGUGGCCCCGCCUUCGGACAUUGAGUCGCGCCUGGAAUCCAUGAUGAUGACCAUUGAUGGCACUGGAACGGGAGCGGCGACAGCGACAGCAUUGCCCGAAACGCCGCUCCAAGAGGACAUACUGGCCGUGCUGCGUGGCGAGGUGCCACGCCUUAAUGGCAGCACAGAUACCGUUGCCAACGAGGAGCAGCAGCAGCCGAAGAGAGCCACGCGCGGGCGGGGCAGGAAGGCAAAUAACAACGUAGAAGUACCUCCUCCGGCCACGGAGACCAGAACACGAGGCAGGGCUAAAGGAGGAGAUGCGGCAGCCACGGCGGCAGCCAUUUCACCACCGGCGCCGAAGAGGAGCACGCGAGGUACACGGGGGUCGAAGAAGGCCGAGACGACGACGGAGGCGGACAUGGAAGUGGACGAGCCUCCAGCGGCUGCGGUGGUGGCGGUGAAUGAGGAGCAGGCGGACCAGGCAGCGGCGCAACCCUUGCCGCGGAGAGGCCGCAAUGCCGCCGCCCGGGCCAACAACAACAAUUCGGCCAGCAUCAAUAACAACAUCAACAAGAUAGCCGCAAGUCUGUCUGCCAAGGCCAAGGACGAAGCCAGUCGCCUGGCGGAGGGCAGUGGAGCGGUGGCAACGGGAGCAGCACCACCACGCAGCUACGGCCGAAAGCGGAAAAACCAGCAGGUGGUCCAGGUGCAGCCGGAAGAGCAGCAGCAGCAACAUCAGGCAGCCGAUCAGGAAGAGGAAACGCCCGAGGGCGAGGAAGAGCAGCCUACGCCCGCCAAGAUCCCGCACAGAGACCACUCGCCGACGGAUCACGACCCAGAUCCCGAUCCCGACGAUCUGUCUAACAACUCUAACAACUCUUCGAUGCAGCACGACGGCUCCUCCUCCUCGCCCCCGCCGCGCGACUUCAAGUUCAAGGAUAAGUUCAAGCGAACCCUGACCCUAGACUCGCAGGUGGCUGCCAAUGCCGGAGCGGCAGGUGCAGCAGCAGCAGCGGCGGCAGCGGUAGCGGGAGAUGCGGGAGCAACGGCAGGCACUGGAGUAACGACGGAAACGGAAGCCUACGGCGAGCAGCGUGGCGCCGUCAAGUUGGUCAUCUCGAAAAAGAAGGGCAGCAUCUUCAAGAGCCGCGCUUUGGUGCCAUCCGACCAGGCGGAGCAAGCUUCUGUGGCCAAACGGCAUCUGUACAAGCACAGCUGGGAUGCGGCUCUAGAGGCAAAUGGCGGUGGAACGGGCAGUGAUGCCAGCAACGCCUCGGCUUCGGGCGCUGGUGUGCCGGGGGCCAAGGAUCACCUGCUGCAUCAUUUGGCGGCGGGCAAAUCCGAUGGCGACUUUGGUGACAGUCCCUCGUCCAACAACAAUGGCUCCUCAAGCGGCGGCAGCAGUGUGUCCACGCUGCGCGGCGAUAGUCCAGCAUUAGGCAAGAUCUCGCGGCUGGCGGGGAAGCAGGGAGUGCCGACCGGCACAGCCACAGGAGUAGAUGCCUUCGACUUGGACCUGGAAACGGGACCAGAGGAACUGGGUGUAGAGCGAUCGACGGCAAGCGGAGCUACUGGCGGAACAAGCACAGCAGCUGCUGGCGGAGGAGCUGCCGGCAGUGGCGGCAGCGGGCCCAUACGUGUCGAUCGCAAGACCAAGGACUACUACACCGUGGUGCGGAAUGUAAAGACGGCGCAUCAAAUUCAGGAGAUUGGCGAAUACCAGGAGAUGGACGAUGAUGUCGAGUAUAUUCUGGAUGCCCUGCAACCGCACAAUCCGCCGGCAACGCGAUGCCUCUCAGCCCUGCAGCUGGCCGCCAAAUGCAUGAUGCCCGCCUUUCGGAUGCAUGUCCGUGCGCACGGCGUGGUCACCAAGUUUUUCAAGGCCUUAUCCGAUGCCAACAAAGACCUCAGCCUGGGCCUAUGCACCUCGGCCAUUAUGUACAUUCUGUCGCAGGAGGGCCUUAACAUGGACUUGGAUCGCGACUCCUUGGAGCUGAUGAUUAACCUGCUAGAAGCGGAUGGUGUUGGCGGCGGCACACAGGUCGGGCACACGGAUCGAGCCGGCUACGAGCGAAACAAGCAAAAGGUGCGUGAGCUCUGCGAGGAGAUCAAGGCACAGGGCAAGGGCACCCAUCUCAAUGUGGACUCGCUAACAGUGGGCACACUGGCCAUGGAAACGCUGCUUUCGCUCACCUCUAAGCGGGCGGGUGAAUGGUUCAAGGAGGAUCUGCGCAAAUUGGGCGGACUGGAGCACAUUAUCAAGACUAUUUCGGACUUUUGCCGACCGGUGAUUACUUGCGAACCCGAGAAGAUAUCGUGGCUGCCGGCGCUCCUGGACAACAUGCAGACGGUGGCCCGUUGCCUGCGAGUCCUCGAGAAUGUCACGCAGCACAAUGAGGCGAAUCAGCGCUACAUGCUCACCUUUGGACAGGGCCGUGCUGUGGAGACGCUUUGCCAGCUGUACCGGCUGUGCUGUAGCCAGCUAAUGCUGCAUCCAUCGAUGGACUGUCCAGGUAGCAAUAAGGAGCAUCCGGGCGUGGUUAUGCGCGAGCUGCUAGUCCCGGUGCUCAAGGUACUGAUCAAUCUGACGCACACCUUCAAUGAAUCGAAGCCAUCGCUGGGCGCCGAGUUGCUGGGUCAGCGCGGCGAUGUCGUGGAUACCUGCUUCCGCCUGCUCCUGCUCUCGGCGAACUACAUUCCCGAUCAGUGCGUCUUCGAGCUCAGCAUACUGGUGCUCACCCUGCUGAUUAACCUGUGCAUGCACACGGUUCCCAAUCGCGCCGCCCUGAUGCAGGCAGCCGCUCCCGCCGAAUACGUGGCCGAUAAUCCGCCGGCUCAGGGUGGCGUGAGUGCGCUUCAAGCUCUGCUCGAGUACUUUUACAAAUGCGAGGAGCUGGCCAGAUUAGUGGAGAAAAACACGGACGCAUUCCUCGAGAGCAACGAGAAGAGUAAGAAGAAGCAGGAGGAGGUUGAGGAAACGGUCAACAAUCUCCUGCAACGCGCUGGCCACCACAUGGAGCACACACUAAAGGGUAGCUAUGCGGCCAUUUUGCUGGGAAAUCUGAUUGCUGACAACGAGCAGUACGAGGCGCUGGUGCGGCGCCAAUUGCGGGGAGAUAGCUUCAAGGAGAUUAUCGGUGUGCUGGAGAAGUAUCACACAUUUAUGAACCUGACCUCCAGCUUGGAAGCCGCCUUUGUGGCUCACAUGAAGUCGACGAAGCGCAUCAUUGAUAACUUCAAGAAGCGCGACUACAUCUAUGAGCAUUCGGAUGACCACACUCUGCCUCUGAAUUUAGAGACGACAGCGGUGACGACAACGCCGUCAGUGAUAGCAGCCGGAACGGAUGGUCAAUCCACAUCCGUGACUGCUUCCUCGUCCACAUCGCCACCGCCAGGAUCCACACGGGUGCAGCGCGUGUACAAGACGUACAGCAGCCACAGAUAAUCGGAAUCGGAAUCGGAAUCUGAAUUGAAGUCGGAUUGGAGAGCCAUCCUGCCACCAAAAUGAAUUAUGUUGUUUUGUGAUUAUGUAUGUAACUUGUUUAUUCGCUGGCAUAGGAGCCACCAACUAUAUGGUGUGAGUGUAUAGUAUAUAUAAUGCACCUAGUUUCGGUCAUCGUCCCCAUCCCACGAGUAUAUAUAUAUAUUCCAGUAUAUAUAGUUAGCAACGAUGCGAUCUGUGUUUCGUUUUAACCAAAAGUGAUAGCGAGAGUUCUGCGUUGCGUCUUAAACUAACGAGAGAGAGAGAGAGAGCGACGAGAAAUGAUAUGAACAAAACACAACACUAAAAAGAUCCAAAACCACCACAACUGAUAUGAUGUGUACGUUAUAUAGUCAUAAGCAAUAUUAGCAGCAGCGGCUUACACCCUCACCACACACACACACACCACCCAUACACCCAUGUAAAUAUUGUUUAAUCCAGCGAUUUUAUCGGACGCGUCCUAGGUUUAUUUCGAAUGUGUAUGUUUUUUUUUUAAAUUGUAUUCUUACAUUUAUUUUAUAUAUUAAAGCAUUACUAUUUUUUUUUCUUGUACUUUACGACUCUUGCUCUUGAAAACAGCGAGAAGGUUUAGUAGCAAUAGAGUUAGUAGCGAGACAUGUGUGUAAAGAGAGAAAGGGAGUAGCAGUAGCCCAGAGUCGUGGAGCAGAAAGUUAUUUUAUUGCCUAAACCUAAGCUAAAGAAACUCUACUUAUAAAACUAAAAACUGAUCAAUAAAUAAAUAUAUAAUUAUAUACAUGUAUAUACAUAUAUAUGUAUAUAUAUAUAUGAAUAUAUGUGUACGUUUACAACCACAAAAAUGUCAGAUUUAGGCUACAAAAAUCCAGAUAUAACGAUAGAAAAUGCAAACACAAGCGUGUGCGGAUGAAGAAAGAAACAAUUUCGGGAACAAAAUAUAUGUAUAUUUAUUUUGUGUUUUCAACGAGUACAUCAUGUAUUGUUCUUGCAGAAAAAAAAUCACAAAAAAUAAAACUAAAAUUGAAAAACAA